AAAAUAAUUGAAACAACACAUUAAUUUACCUUAUGAUAUUGUAAUGUUUAUGUUAAAGAAGUAAUUAGAACAUGCUUUUCUAAUAAUGGAAGAAGAAAUCAUAAUCAUACGAUUAUUGUUUUUAAUGUUGUGGUAUAGAAAUGAAAGUUGUGCUUAAUAAUAAAUUAGUCACUUUGUUUCUCUUAUUCAUUCCUCAAGAGAAUAUAGUCAUAAAAUAUAAUUUUGAAUAAUAUUAAUCAAAAAAAAAGUGCGAUCGGAUGAAAAAAUUAAGAAAUACAAUAAAAUUAUGACAGUACAGAUUUUACACUGAUAAAGUUUUUUAUGGCGAAAAAUCGUUAUAUCUGUUUUAAAAUGAUUGUUUAAUACGUAGAUAUUUACUGCUUAUUUAAACUUUAUCGGUUUGUAUUUGACAUCAAUAAACGAUUGUAAAAAUGUUAAAAUGUAUUAUAUUCAGUUUUUUAAAUAAUCGCAAAUUAUAUUUUAAUAUUUUAAUCUUUUUUAAUAUCUCGAACGACUGAAAUCGAUACAUUCGAGAUAAUCGAUUGAUUUCCGAUGUCGCUGUAAAUCUAACAGCAACAUUGAUCAAACACAAAUGUUAUAGGUUAUGUUUAUCGCUAAAGUUAUUUAGCAAAUAAAAUUUCUCAAAAAACAUGUCGAUAUAAACUACAAAUGCUUUUGUUAACUGAAUGAUGUUGAGUGUUAUGUAAGAUUUAUUACUUCAAAAAUAAAAUCAUUUAAAUCAUGUAACUUCUUAGUGAAAUUCACAUCAUAAAAUGAAAGGUUAAGUUGUAGAUAAAACGAAAGCAUAAAAUUCUUUGAAUUCUCUAAACGCAUGUUUUUUAUAAAGAAAAAUAACUGAAAAAAUUUUUGUAAAAACUGACGAAGAAAUAAGCAAGUGAACAUGUUUAAAAACACUUUUCAAAGUGGAUUUUUAUCAAUUUUGUAUAGUAUUGGUAGCAAGCCAUUACAAAUUUGGGACAAAAAAGUAAGAAACGGGCAUAUAAAACGAAUUACGGAUAAUGAUAUACAAAGUUUAGUACUGGAAAUAUUGGGUAGUAAUGUCAGUACUACAUAUAUAACAUGUCCAGCAGAUCCUAGAAAAACAUUAGGUAUAAAAUUACCAUUUCUAGUGAUGAUAAUUAAGAAUUUAAAAAAAUAUUUUACAUUUGAAGUUCAGGUAAUUGAUGACAAGAAUGUACGCCGUAGAUUUCGUGCUAGUAAUUAUCAAUCUACAACUAGAGUAAAGCCAUUUAUUUGUACAAUGCCAAUGAGAUUAGAUGAUGGAUGGAAUCAGAUUCAAUUUAAUUUAGCUGAUUUUACUAGACGUGCAUAUGGAACAAAUUAUGUGGAAACAUUAAGGGUUCAAAUCCAUGCAAACUGUAGAAUACGAAGAGUAUACUUUUCUGAUAGACUAUAUUCAGAAGAUGAAUUGCCAGCAGAAUUUAAAUUAUUUUUGCCAAUUCAGAAUAAGGCAAAAUGUUAAUGUUAGUUCUAAUUUUUUAACACUUUACAGAAAAAUGUUUAAGAAAAGACAAGAAUAAACUAUAAAUAUUUAUAAAUUAA
Molecule: messenger RNA, 1563 nt
Organism: Apis mellifera (honey bee)
Lineage: Eukaryota; Metazoa; Arthropoda; Insecta; Hymenoptera; Apidae
Gene: Bug22
Product: cilia- and flagella-associated protein 20
Exons: 2
Coding region: 902-1483 (193 amino acids)
Biological process (GO): positive regulation of cell motility; cilium assembly; regulation of cilium beat frequency involved in ciliary motility
Cellular component (GO): ciliary basal body; motile cilium
Source: RefSeq, a predicted model, not a curated record